CGGAAUAUAGGAAGUGAAUUCCACAGCUCGCCGUGUUUGUUUUGACAGCUCGCAGCGAACAUUGGAGUAUUCACCGGUCCACCGACAUCUAUCUACGCGUUCUGCUCUUCUCUCCGAGCAGUGCUGGAGCAGAACAACCGACUCGACCCCGCUGCAGCACUGACACCACGGUGCGGGAAGCGGACCAGGUGGUGAGAGUCCAUGAGUCGCAGUCGGAACCCCCCACCCCGGGGUCAAGGGGCAGCUCGAGCCAAACAGAUGGGUCUGCUCCUUGACCUGUCCCCGGACGGCGGGAUGGAUGAUGAGGGCAACGAUGAAGACCUGGAGGCAGAGCUGCUGAAUCUGAUCGGGGGUGGAGGAGGGAGACCACAGGGGAGGAAAGCGGAAGGGAAAGCUCCUGUUCACAUGGCAGAAAUCGAGCGGAUGGCAGCCCUUUGCAUGAAAGACAUGGAUGACGAAGAAAUAGGGGAUGACGAUCUUGAUGAUGAAGAUCUGCUGGCUGAGCUAAAUGAAGUUUUGGAGGAGGAUGAGGAACCAGCUCCCACUCCCCCUGCUGUCUCACCAGCUGCCCCCAAAGGGACUGUCACUUCUCACUCUGCUGGUGGAACUGGGCUUGAGGCUAACCUGCUGGAACGUAUUGAAAUGUACAAGACUGCCCUUUCUAAUGCCAAGGCUGCAGGGGAGACGAGCAAAGUUCGGCGAUAUGACCGCGGGUUGAAGACAUUACAGUCCAUGUUAACAUCUGUCAAGAAAGGAAAACCAGUCAAUGAGGAAGAGAUGCCUCCUCCCGUUGCUCUCGGUGGAAAACCCAAUGUCCCUGCAGGGUCUGAAUCAGUCAAGGAACGAGAACUGCCGGAACCGGCACUGAUGCCCUCCUUACCCACCAAUCAGAAGCCUCUGAGGGAGGCUCCGCCAACAACCCCUAAUACGAAGCCGCUCCUUCUGACCCCGCCCAAAAUGCCUGCAGCUGCCAUCACCCCGGAAACCCCUGCAAUCUCUCCACUCACACCCAGCCAGCCUGAUGCACAGCACUCUGAGCUGAAGCAGGCAGUUUUGUCCAGACAGAGGGAGUACAAGAUGGCUGCCAUAAAUGCCAAACAGAGCGGAGACAUUGACCGGGCCAAACAACUCUACCUCGCUGCCAAGAAGAUGGAUGUGCUGGUGGAGGAAAUGGACAGAGGUGAACCGGUAGACCUGAGCUUACUACCUCCCCCUCCUGGAGACGUAUUAGUUGAACACCGUGCACCUCCUCCUCCUCAAUCUUCCAUCAAACCAGCUGCUCCUGCUGCUCCUGCUGCUCCUGCUCCUACCAGUGUGGCCCCGGCAGACCUUCCUGCACCCAGCAGUCUGGCAGAAGCCCUGCAGCAGAGGUUGGAUGUCUACAAGUCAGCAGCAGAGGGCGCUAAGAGCAAAGGGGAUGAUCGAAAGUCGCGCAUGCAUCAACGAAUUGUCAAGCAAUACCAGGAUUCAAUCAAAGCUCAUAAAGCUGGACGGCCAGUCAACUUAGCCGAGCUUCCUGUGCCGCCAGGCUGUCCGCCACUUCAGGGCUCAGAGGGGAGUCAGCAGCAGAACUUCAUUGGUGUCCUGGAAACAGCUAUGAAAAUAGCUAAUCAGGACGCAGAUGGAGAAGAUGAUGAAGAUGGUACUCCAACAGAGUCUGCCAAGCCUGCAGUGCGCCCAUCUGCCCAGAAAGCUAAGUCUCCUGCUCCCCAGCCCCCUGGAGGCUCCACAGCUGUGAAACUGGGACAUAAAGCCCAGCAGCAAGUGGAUUUCCUGUUGCUAAGGAGACAGGGUUUUUUGCGCGCAGCUCUGCGCUCCAAACAGAUGAAGGACAUGACGGGAGCAGCGCAGCACCUCAGAAAUGCCAAGGGUCUGGACCCCAUGAUCAAUGCUGCCAGGUCUGGCCUCCCUGUUGAUGCCACCAAGAUUCCGAACUGCCCGGAGGAGGAGUUCUCUCUGUCUCGCUCCCGUACGUCCCCUGUCUCCCCUCGCUCCAGUGAACAGUACCACGGCCUUAUGGAUCUUUUACGAAAGCAGCACGAGAAAUGUGUGAGCUCCUCCCAGCAGUUCACAAAAGUGGGCAAUAUACCUGAGGCUCUGAAGUUUGAGAAGCUAGCUGAGGAGUGUGUGAAGUACAUAGAGAUACUGAAGAAUGCCCACGCCAAAGGCCACCCAGUCCCCAAGUGCCACACAGAGGAGAGAACCUUCAAUACUUUCAAGAGCUACUCCAACCUGACACUUAAUGACCUGAUGCUCUACAUAGUCAAAGGCAUUAAUCUGCCAGCUCCCUCAGGUGUCUCAGCUAAUGAACUGGAUGCAAGUGUUAAAUUCGAGUUUCCUUUCCCCACUACGGAGGAUGCUCAGAGAGACAAAACCAGCACAGUAAGGAACACCAACAGCCCAGAGUUUAAGGAGGAAUUCAAACUUAACAUCAACCGCUCCAUUCGAGGCGUUAAACGAGUCCAAUCAAAAGGCAUCAAGUUUGAAAUCGUCCACAGAGGAGGAUUGUUUAAGACGGACAAAGUAGUGGGCACAGCUCAGCUGAAGCUAGAGGCUCUAGAGAACCACUGUGACAUUAGAGAGAUCAUAGACGUGAUGGAUGGACGUAAAACCACUGGCGGCAAGUUGGAGGUGAGGGUGAAGAUCAGAGAGCCUUUAUGUGGAGUUGAUGUCACACCAGUGACAGAGAAGUGGCUCGUACUCAUUCCAGUCUCCUCCCUCUCUCCUCCAGAGAAACAAAAGGAGCGGGCUCCAUCUCCUCGAUCUAAGCCCAGACAUGAAGUGAGCAGCAGCAGCAGCAGCAGCAGCAGCAGGAGCAGUCAUCCCAGCAACUCUCCUCCACAGUACAAUCUCCACAGCUUCAGCCUCCUCAACUAUGACAGGGAUCGGGUGGAGAGGAAGAUUGCAGAGUACCGAAAGAAUCGGCGGGACCCUCCGUCUGACCUCAUCCAUCAACACAAACAGGUCACACACCGACUGCAGUGGCAGAAAGCACAGCUGGAGCGAGCCACUCCUGCCCUGCUGACAGAAUAUGAAAAUGUGCUGCGGCGCCUGGUCCAAGGACUUGCUGACUCAGUGAAGAAAUUCUCCAGCCAAGGCAACAGAGAUGCUGCCAAGGAUGCACUUGGCAGGGUGAAGAUGGUAGAGACUGAGCUGGAGUCACUUACAAGGAAACGUGCUGGAUAAGAGGAGAAAAAGGGAGCAGGGACUUGGCUGGAGGACUGUUGUUUCAUUUUUUUUUCGAUACACACUUGCAUACAACACUACGGUUAGUACUGUAAGCGCGUUUAGAAUGACUCUGUGCUGCUCAUGUCCAUGACAACUGCAACAACCAACCUGCUAAUUCCCUCAUAUAACUUGUGUCUGUUGUGAUUGGUCGCCGGCCCCAAUAACUGAGAACAAACCUGCAACAACGAAGGGACGAAAUUAAAGCUAAUAUUAUGUAAUGUGUUAAAGAGUUAAGGGAGAGGCAGGUGUAUUUGCACUUAAACAAGAAAGACACUACAGCUUCUGCAAGGACAGCUUUACAGAUUUUUCUCCCACUCCACUCCCCAAUUUUUUGUAUAUUUCCAUCUUUCCAUUGAGAAUUGUUGGUUAGAGCUGUAACUGACACCAGCUCAAAUAGUCUUUUGGUUUCCAUAGAUGACCAAAAAGUGUGCAUGUGUGUGUGUGAGCCUCCUCUGAAGUGUGUUUAACCAGUGGACUGAGGUGUUUUAACCCCUUUCCCCCAUAUUUUAUGUGUGUAAUGAGCUUAAUCUAAUCUGUCUGCUCCAGUGUUCCCAGAUUACAGUAAUCUGCUCCGUUUGGAGUGGUGUGAUAUGGGAAUAAAAAAACCACAGCUACAGCCUACAACCCAUAAUGAGGGAUUAGUGUUUGUGUCACCAAGGAGACGACUAGAUCAGACGUAGAGUCGCCUUUGGGGCCGUGGAGAGGGGGUGUUAACAGCGUACCAUGAUUGUGGUUGAAGCUUAACCCUCCUAAAGUAUUACCGCUUCUGCUUCUUCUCCAUCAUCAGCUGUUUCUCUGUCGUUUCCUUCAUCUUCACUUUCUUCACACCAAUUCAGAGAUUAUUCAAAGUAUUGAGUAAUAUGUUGCUUCUUUUUGAUUAGGAAAUAAUUAGUGACCGCUACAUCAGUUUUCUGCAGAUUUUGGUGUUCGCAGUUUUCAAAAAUACUGAAAGAUACUGUCCCACUAAAUGAGCUCUGCAGUGGCAGCACAGCCGGAUGCUGAAUAGUCUGCCCACACGAGGACAACCCAGUAUCUGUCAGUAAGGCUGGGCAAUUGCUCAUUUCUAUUUCUGUUUCCCCAUAGACAUCCCUGUCACGGGCAUCUCUGUUAUUCCUCUCUCCACCUGUUUUUUUCACUGUAAAGUCAAGGUUAUCUUGUAAAACUUUGACAGGUGUAAAAAAUCCCUACUGACUAAGACAGACAUCUUGAGAAUUAAUCAUUUACCAUAAAAGACCACAACAGACACUUUUGGGACAGAUGUCUGAGAGUGAUGUGUUUGACGACCUGCUAACCUGACAGCAGAUCCAUAUCAACUGUAGCCAGGCUUAUUCUAUGUAUACAUUUGACUCCUCUGAGUCCAUGAUGUUUGGUAACUCAACUAAUAGUGUUUUUGGUCACGUGGCAGAGCAGAGAAUCCUAUGCUUGUCCUAAUCCACCCACCAUCUCGCUCCAUUAGCAAAUAAUCCCGGUUAAAGAUGCAGCUCUCCAUAAACUGUGUUUUUAUUUAUCUAACCCCCACCCCCCCACCCCCUCUGACCUCAGGAGAGGUUAUCCUCUGACUCUUUGUAAAUGGGACAUUAUGGUGCUUUUGAUCAGCUGAUGUUUUUAGAUGGACAAGACAGAGGAAUUUAUCAUUAUAGUAAACUAACAUUUAGCAUCUCAACCUCAAGUCAUGUAAACGUCUACUCACGAUUUUGGAUGUAGUUUUGUCUUUCAGGCAACUCUUAAGUUUCUAUUGAAACUGUUUCAGUUUGAUCUCAACAUUUGCCUUAUUGAGUUGUGUCGACUCAAUUAAAUUCAAACUAAUUUAAAGGGUCCACUAAUAGCUUUUCAUUUUAUAUGAAAAUAAAUGCAAACCAAUGGUACCUGAAACAAUAAAGACAGAGAUAGAAUGACUAGUAAAUACCUCCACCAAAGCCAAACACUUGUCAACAGAAGACACAUUUAAAUUCACUAGAUACAUUUUUAUUUGGAUCUGCACCUAAUUUCACGCACGCACGCACGCACGCACGCACGCACGCACGCACGUACGUACGUAUCAGUCCCCUAGAUGGGUAGAUGGGCCAGACCUUAUCUCAGAAUGUGAAAGAAAGUUGGGGAAUAAAUCCUGAAUCCGACCUCUCAUCUGGAUCUGCACCAAAAUCGAAUGGGUUCUCCCCUUCGUUUUCUUACUGAUUAAUCCUCCAGUUUUUUCCUGAUUGAUGAUUAAGUCAGAAAAAAGUGUUUUGACAGUUGAAUGUUUCGUAUUUUAGCUUGAAAGAAAUAUUUAAUAGUUUUUCCAAAAUAUUUCAGAUGUCCAAAAACCUGCUAAGUCAUUGGUAUCAUCCUAACAAAUAAUGUGUUUUACAGACUCUGAGUGUGACCACGCACAGUAGCUCUGAUAUAAUUUGGGGUUUGCUCUACUCAUGUGCUUUAAAAGCAUUAAGAGCAUGAGAAACUGCAGCUGCACCCGUUUCUUUCCAUUCAAUGGCUUUAACCCCAUCUCACCCCCAAGCACAGAAAACCUCAUGCUACGUCACCCCACUCCUCAAGUAACCUUGUGGCCUCUGAGGCUGCUCUGUUGUCAUGGCAGUGAGCUCAUCAGCAUUCAUUGUGGUAGCUGGAUGGCCAGGACCCGGGCAAAGGGACAUAUUGUUAGAUUGUCCUGCUGGUGACUCACAACACUUUCCUGCAUUUACCACAGACACCUUACACACACACUCCUCACUCUCCUUUUCUUUCGGUUUGUUUGACUAUUUUCCUCUUUUUUUUGGUCCUCUUCUGUAACCGGACCACACUCCAUUUACACAAAGAGAAAGUUUGGUGGAUGUUUAUCAUUACUGUUAAUCCUUCUGUCUUGAUCAGUUGCAGUAAAUGUGUUCAUCUGGGAUGGGAUGAUAUUUUUUAUUGAUCCUUUGAAAUUUUUCUCCAGAUAUGUUAAAUCGUAUAAGGGCAAUCAUUCUAAAUGUAAUGUAGAUAUACAGCAUAAUAUGCACUUUCUCUAUUUUAAGUCCAAGUCAUGAUGACGUGUAGCUCAAAAUGGGAAUGUAUGAAGGCCUGAUUGUUUAGGCUUUACUAUCUUAUACAUGAGGUUAGUGUGAACAUGAAUAAAAUUGAAUCACCUCUGA
Limanda limanda (common dab) is the source of this 6335-nucleotide messenger RNA. RefSeq names its product coiled-coil and C2 domain containing 1A (gene cc2d1a). The coding region runs from base 202 to 3186 and encodes 994 amino acids. Gene Ontology annotation, cellular component: nucleus. NCBI's taxonomy places the organism in Eukaryota, Metazoa, Chordata, Actinopteri, Pleuronectiformes, Pleuronectidae. The transcript has 28 exons. Gene Ontology annotation, molecular function: DNA-binding transcription repressor activity, RNA polymerase II-specific; RNA polymerase II cis-regulatory region sequence-specific DNA binding. Gene Ontology annotation, biological process: regulation of transcription by RNA polymerase II. The record is from RefSeq and is a predicted model, not a curated record.